GACGUCGAUUUGACAUAGGGCCCUCUCGCGCGCUGCUGGCCGCUGCGCUCCGCUCCGCCGAUUCCGCCGAUCACCGCCCCCGGAACGGCACGGCACGGCGCGGUACGAUACGGUACGACGACGGCACGGUGAUCUGGCGCGGCGCUCUCUCGCGCGGCUGGACCUCUCCUCCUUCUCCUUCUCCGUCGCCGCCGCCGCCGCCGCCGCCGCCGCCGCCGCCACUAGCAGGGAGAGAGAGACAGAGAGAGAGAAAAAGAGCACUGAGCGCGGCGAAAGAGAAAGAGAGAAAGAGAGAGUGAGGGAGAAAGAGAUGUUUCCCAAUUCCCGAUCUUCCGCGACGAUGGGUAUGUUGCCCGGCAACGGCGGCCUCCUCUUCGCGUGUCGAAUCGACGGCACGGGUACACCUCAACCGGUGGACGCCGCCACGACGAUGGUGCUCAUGAUAACGGUCGUCAACGUAUCACACAUCACUCCACAUCACUCCGCCACCGCUCCACGGUCGACAUAUUCGGGCCGCGGGCCGACUGCGCAGCCGCGCCUCCGCAACGGCGACGUCGGAAACAUAUGUGCGCUACUUCCGGCCGAAUGUCAAAACCGUCCGUUGGUCGACGCGCCGGCUACCGUGGCGCCGCCGUCGCCACGCCGUCGUAUUCGCGCGCGCGCGCGCGGAAAAAUUCACCUUUCAGCGGACGAAGAGAAUUAUAUUUCCUCCCGCUGACGUCGAGCUCGAGAACGAGAGAAUCUGUUUCUCUUGUUCCGUCGAUCGUCUUGUCCCUCGAUUCUCCUCGUUCUUUCCGCGGAGUUCCCUUGAAAAUGCCGCUGCCGCGCCGGUACGAACAAUGUUUCUGGAGUUACGUCACACCGCGACCACGUGACCGAGCUCGCUCGUGUUUGUAUGGAGCUGCGACGCAGAACGCGCUCUCGUCCUCGUUUGGGAUCCCCCGAGUCUCGAGAGGGUUCCCUCCUCGGCCGCCUCCCACGCCGACGGCGACUCGAGUGCCACUCGUUCUUUUCUCACAUCAACACCCACGUAAUUGAGAAGAAUACUUUACAGGUUGCGAUGUGUCGGAACGACCGAAUCAACGCUAUUUCAAUGUAAAAAAAAUCAUAUUAAAUGUUGCUUUAAGUUGUUAAAACUUUACAACGAAGACUGCGGCGAACGUUGAAUUAGCAUUCGGAUGAAUAUUCAUUCGCGUCUUGAUUUCCAUAGACUGGAGGAAGGUCUGGAACAGAAUAGACGACAACCGGUCGGCCUGUGUCAGCCGCGCGACGCGACGUGAGGAGCGCGCGACGAGAAGGCCAGCGUUGGCCAGCGUCUUUCGUUGACACGUACGAUCCGGGUUUCCGCGUUCUGUUCACUUCAAUAUUUCCCGGCUGUCUGGGCUGUCUGUCUUACCGGCACAAACGCUUACACUUUGCCGCGGCAAGUAGGUUGACUGAGGGGAGCUGAGAGGAGCGAGAACCGGAACGCGCGCGGCGUCUGCUGUCUGCUGUACCUGCGCCGCUCUGCGUGCGCGCGAUCUACUACCUCUCAUCUCUCAUAAGCAACGACGGACGUCAACGGACGUACCGCUUUGUCGUCGAUCGCAUCUCGCAGUUGCGGAAGGAAUACAACGGAUAAUACUUCCAAAGGGGUGUUUAUCAAGGAGGAAGGGAAAAAGGGACUUAAAUUCUGCCUCAGCAAUUCGAAACUGCAAACGUGAAAGAAGCGAAGGAGCUUGAUCGUUGAUCGUGCGGGGUUCCAAGACCUCGAUUGACAGCAUUAUGCUGCUUUUUUUACAUGAUAAACAAAGUUAUUUUCCAAGAACCAACUGCUCUGUACCGUAUCGAGCUACUAUAGGAGAGACUCGGGGAAGUGUUUUCUUUGUUAUGCACAUGUAAGACUUGGAUUAAUAAUGGCAUCGCAUCCAGUAGUGUUCUUUUAUUGUCCAACAUUGUAUAAGAGAACUUUCUAAAGAAUUCCAACUUUAUUCUUCCAACUUCUCACAUCUAAUUUUGGGAGUUUCCGCUACUGAUUGAGAAGCGUGCAUCCUCAUUCGUCAUGAGCGAAUCCGAUGACUGCGAUCUCCUGGCCGCGGAUAUCCAGGCUCUGGAUGAAGCUUUAGCCUUGGACGUGAAAAGAAAAUCUUGGCCAACAUAUACCGAACAACAUUCUGACAUCUCGUCGUCGUCGGAUCUCGAAAAUCCUGAAGAUAAUGACGAUUGUUUCGAGUAUCUCUACGCGAAUCAGCAUAUCGACGAAUCUCUGAACGCUUAUGAGAUUAAUACAAGGUUGAUAACGGGCUUGUCGAUAGCCAAAAGGAAAUUGACUGUUCUACUGGAAGAAUGCGAGCAAAAGAUAAAGCUACUAGAUGAGAAGAUGGCAUCCAGGGAUACGUCGAGCACAAGUUCGAAAUAUGCGCUUAGCAAUGCCGGUAUGCCAUACUUCAAAGACAAGGAUUAUUUCAGUCCUCCCCAGAACUAUGAUACUAAGAUAAAGGAAGCACGCGGUGAGCUGCUCUUCUUGUCUUUAAAAAAGCCGAGCCGCUGGUCAAGAAAAGACAGAGACACACUUAACAAUGCUAUAAAAAGCCAGGCUUACGAAUCUCUGCUGUCCGAAGACUUCAACAAAAAUACCAACGCGUCCACAUCCAAUAAUCAGAUUAAGAAAAUUAAAGUGCUCCCGAAAACUUUAAGAGAGAUGGUGGGAGCGAUAGGUGAGAAAGAGUUUGAUUGGCACAAGAUUUCCGCCAUGGACUUCGACAAUAAGCAUUCGCCUGGCGAAUGUCGAGCUAUGUGGAAUGUCUAUCUGCAUCCCGACAUCGAGAAAAAUGAAUGGACGAGUGCGGAAGAUAACAAACUGCUCAAGUGCGCGAAAGAACAUAACUAUCAAGAUUGGGACGCCAUUACAAAGAAAUUAAACACAAACCGUAGCGCGUACCAAUGUUUCAUCAGAUACAAUACCAUCAAGAGGGUGCCGUGUUCCGGGCGUAUUUGGACCAAGGAGGAGGACAAACAUCUCAUGAAAAUCAUGAACGCGAUCAAACUCGGGGACUACAUUCCCUGGACUGAGAUCUCCAAUCACAUGCGGCACAGGACCAAGCAACAGAUCUAUGUACGGUGGAUGUACAGCCAGGCGCCGCAUCUGAAGAAGGGUAGAUUCACCAAAGCGGAAACGUCGAUUCUCCUGAAAGCGGUGCAGAAAUAUGGUAGAAACUUCUGCAAAAUUUCAAGCCUUGUGAUGCCAAAUCGUACCUCGGUGCAGCUACAAUUGCGUUACGACACUGUAAUGACAAAUAUCAAGAAUUCAAAUUUGAAUCUGUGGACAGUUAACGAUGAUACGACAUUGAUUAAUUUGCACGCAAAAUACAAAAACAAUUGGUCCGCGAUAGCAACGCAUUUUCCCGGCAAAUCAAGAACACAAGUGAGACAUCGGCAUCACGCAUUAGCAAAGUACGUUAUGAAAGGUGUAAGUCUCGAAAGUAUACCCAGACCGCCUCCAACAAUUCCCAAUAGAAGACUUUUGAUGAACAGGAAAUUUUUAUCCUCGUCAAAAUAUCGUAAUAUAUUUGUAGCACCCAAAAAGUCAGUGCGAGAUACCGUAAGUGUUUAUGAGAUUCAGUUGAGGUUGUACGAAACUCUCUGUUUUCCACCUUCAAUGCCCAACAAUUUUGAAAAAGAACCCUACGACAUCGAACAGCUUGCGCUUAAUACUAAGAAACUACACGACACGUUGAAUUUGUUGAACGCCAAUCUCAAUAUUUCGAGUGAUUGUUUGAAUUAUGCACAUUUAAAUAGCAGAGAGAAACAAAUCUUAGAUUCCUUAAAAGAUUGCAUGAACGUAGAAAAUAACGGAACGCAAAACAGUGAACUGAUAGAACAAUUUCGAACGCGGAUGUUCGGUAACAUCGCGAAAAGUAGUAAGAGUGAUUUCUUCAUACCGCCACUUCCGUUCAAUGGAUAUGUAAAACUAAAGAAAACUAAAACUCAAAAUACAUCUACGAAUUACGAUUUAGAUGCUAAUGAAGCAUUUCUUAUUGAUAUGCCUACAGAAUUCUCCAAUAGUCCCGGCAUACUUGAUUUCGUCAGUAUUGAUGAAGAGAUUCAAUUUCAAAAAUUCAGUCAAUUCUUGAUAAAUGAUUAUCAUAAUUGGAACCAGCAAAAUGUAAAUUUAUAUAAGUCUUUAAAUUGUGUCUUUCUUUUAAAAAAAGAAGAGAGCAUUGCAAUUGAAACUGUAUUAGAAGAUAAUGAACAAAAUAUAAAUUUAGAAGAUUACGAGCAAUUGGAGCUAAAUAAGUUGACGGAAACUGUCAAUAUUAAUGAACCAAAAGAAGCGGAUAGAAGUAAUUUAAUUCUGCCGAAUCGAGCGUCUUUAAUGGGUUUGAAAAAUCUCUUUGUUUGGAAAUUACUGUACGACUAUCAAGACGAGACUCGUAAACAAGGCGAAUCGAUCGCGUCGUGCCAUGGUUUUGGAAAUGACCUAGCAUCAAAACAAACGACGAACUCUCAAGAACCUGUGACAACGAAAAGUGCCGAAUAUCAAUUACUGCGAACUCGCCUAUUGCAAUUAUUUAAACUUCCUAUAAGUUUAUCGAACACCAUACUGCAGACGCAGGGACCAGAAACGAUAUUUUCGAUAAAAGAGAAAUCACCCGAACAAAAUGUUGAUACGAAAAAAAGAAAACUUGAAGACACAGAGCCUGUGCAAAAAAAUAAAAAAAUUAACUCGAACGUUACGACUGACAAUUCAUUCUGCUUAGAUGUUACGGAAACGGAAAACAUUCCUACAACACGUAGAUCACUUCGCCAAAGACAUAAAUUGUCGCAAAAUAACGUAUAAUACAUAGUCAAUAGACUGGCUAAGUCAAUAUGGAGAUAUUUGUAGGAAGCAUUAAAGUUUUAUUUAUCUGCAAACAUGACAUACAUUUUUUUAGUUUAUAUUUUUGUUUACAUUUCCCUUUAAAGUAAAUGAGCGUAGAAAAAAAGACUAGUUUUUAUUUAUUACAAAUAUAAUCUUCUGAAAAUUAUUUAUAAAUGUAUUACACAACUGUGAUAAUUAACAAUAGCAAUACUCUGAAAAUAUAUAUGUAUACAUAGGGUGUCAAAUAUACAGGAUGUCUAUAAAGUC
Messenger RNA from Solenopsis invicta (red fire ant), 5107 nucleotides. RefSeq lists its product as uncharacterized. The record is from RefSeq and is a predicted model, not a curated record. Bases 2042 to 4819 code for a protein of 925 amino acids. NCBI's taxonomy places the organism in Eukaryota, Metazoa, Arthropoda, Insecta, Hymenoptera, Formicidae. The transcript has 3 exons.